AUGCUUCAUUCGCCUCACAAACAACCACAGAACCACAAGUGCGGUGCAAACUUUCUCCAGGAGGACAGCAAGUCUCUGGUUUUUAAAUGGUUAAUCUCCGCAGGUCACUACCAGCCACCGAGACCAACAGAGUCAGUGAGUGCUCUCUAACCACAGUCUAUGCAGUAAUAGUAGGUCCUUCAAAUAUUUGCUCAUUCUCUUUUUGUUUUGUUUCCUUGCUUUUCACAUGUUACCAGCUACAUAAUUUCUUGACAGAAAAAAAUAAAUAUAAAGUCUAUGUACUCCAGACAUACUGUAAAACUAAAACAAAGUUUGGGUAUGGUUUGUAUUUUCAGUUUAAGGCUGCAAGCAGUAUUUACAAGAGAGGGUACAAGUUCUAUCUGAAAAAAAAAGGAGGGACUAUGGCAUCAAACAGCCUCUUCAGCACAGUGACACCAUGUCAGCAAAACUUCUUUUGGGAUCCGAGCACCAGCCGGCGUUUCAGCCCCCCCUCCAGCAGCCUGCAGCCCGGCAAGAUGAGCGACGUGAGCCCGGUGGUGGCUGCCCAACAGCAGCAGCAGCAGCAACAGCAGCAGCAGCAGCAGCAACAGCAGCAGCAGCAGCAACAGCAGCAGCAGCAGCAGGAGGCGGCGGCAGCAGCGGCGGCGGCGGCGGCUGCUGCAGCGGCGGCCGCCGCGGUGCCCCGGUUGAGGCCGCCACACGACAACCGCACCAUGGUGGAGAUCAUCGCCGACCACCCGGCCGAACUCGUCCGCACCGACAGCCCCAACUUCCUGUGCUCGGUGCUGCCCUCGCACUGGCGCUGCAACAAGACCUUACCCGUGGCCUUCAAGGUGGUAGCCCUUGGAGAGGUACCAGAUGGGACUGUGGUUACUGUCAUGGCGGGUAAUGACGAAAAUUAUUCUGCUGAGCUCCGAAAUGCCUCUGCUGUUAUGAAAAACCAAGUAGCAAGGUUCAACGAUCUGAGAUUUGUAGGCCGGAGUGGACGAGGCAAGAGUUUCACCUUGACCAUAACUGUCUUCACAAAUCCUCCCCAAGUAGCCACCUAUCACAGAGCUAUUAAAGUUACAGUGGAUGGUCCUCGGGAACCCAGAAGGCACAGACAGAAGCUUGAUGACUCUAAACCUAGUUUGUUCUCUGACCGCCUCAGUGAUUUAGGGCGCAUUCCUCAUCCCAGUAUGAGAGUAGGUGUCCCGCCUCAGAACCCACGGCCCUCCCUGAACUCUGCACCAAGCCCUUUUAAUCCACAAGGACAGAGUCAGAUUACAGACCCCAGGCAGGCACAGUCUUCUCCACCGUGGUCCUAUGAUCAAUCUUACCCCUCUUACCUGAGCCAGAUGACAUCCCCGUCCAUUCACUCCACCACCCCACUGUCUUCCACAAGAGGCACGGGGCUUCCUGCCAUCACCGAUGUGCCCAGGCGUAUUUCAGAUGAUGACACUGCCACUUCUGACUUCUGCCUCUGGCCUUCCACUCUCAGUAAGAAGAGCCAGGCAGGUGCUUCAGAACUGGGCCCUUUUUCAGACCCCAGGCAAUUCCCAAGCAUUUCAUCCCUCACUGAGAGCCGCUUCUCCAACCCACGAAUGCACUAUCCAGCCACCUUUACUUACACCCCGCCAGUCACCUCAGGCAUGUCCCUCGGUAUGUCCGCCACCACUCACUACCAUACCUACCUGCCACCACCCUACCCCGGCUCUUCCCAAAGCCAGAGUGGACCCUUCCAGACCAGCAGCACUCCAUAUCUCUACUAUGGCACUUCAUCAGGAUCCUAUCAGUUCCCCAUGGUGCCGGGGGGAGACCGGUCUCCUUCCAGAAUGCUUCCGCCAUGCAGCACCACCUCGAAUGGCAGCACGCUAUUAAACCCCAAUUUGCCUAACCAGAAUGAUGGUGUUGACGCUGAUGGAAGCCACAGCAGUUCCCCAACUGUUUUGAAUUCUAGUGGCAGAAUGGAUGAAUCUGUCUGGCGACCAUACUGAAAUUCCUCAGCCAUGGCCCAGCAGUGGCCCAGCGGUAUCUAGGGCCACAUCCCACAUGUAUCGAUAUAUACAUAUAUAGAAAGUGCAUAUAUAUGUAUAUCAACUAACUAUCUACAAAGUGCCUGUUUUUUUUUUUUUAAGAAGAGGUUUCAUUCAUUCAGUCAGUCAUGAUCUGACCGACACAAAAGAGUAGAUGUUAGAAACAGAAGGCCCAAGAGAGAUGAUCAUAAUCGGGUUUCAGAUUGUUUACUAUUUAAGAAGUACUUUUGCAAUGAACAAACAAAGGAAAAGUUAUUUUUGAUGUUGCUUUUGGUCUGUUGUAAAUAACCGGUUAACGGGCUGAUUCUGAGAUGUGGCCUCCGGACACAGGAGGUAAAGGAGCAAAGCUGCUUCCUCUCUGUGCCCAAAGCUGCAUGGCCUGGUCGCAGCCGAGCAGGCCUGUGCCCUCUGCCGAGCAGCUUACUAAAUCAGUGGGGGUGCUGCGAGGGGACAGGUAGAAUGGAUGCGUCCCUUCCAGCAGCAGGUGUCUGCGGUGAUUGUCCAGGAUAUGCUCACAGGCCUGCUGCGGGCACAUAUUUGAACUAUCUGAGUCAGUUUCAUCCCCCGCCCCCCAUUCUUCCUCUAAGAAAGUGACUUCAAAAAUACUGAUCAGGAUAGAUUAUUUUAUUUUGCCUUUUUAAUACUUUUUCUCUGUUCUCCCAUUUAACCAAAAAGAAAAUCCCAUCCUUUAAAGCUUUCCUUCUCCUAUUAUGCAAAACUUAAAAAAUGGCAAUACCUUAUUCUAGCCAUAAUGGUAUAGAUAGUAUUUGCGUUUGGCUGUGUGUUAUUUGUUUUCUUUUUUUUUUUAAAUUAUGAAUAUGUGUAAAAAUCUGAGGUAACUUGCUAACGUGAAUGGUCAUAUAACUUUAAAGAUAUAUUUAUAAUUAUUUAAUGACAUUUGGACCCUUGAAACAUUUCUUAGUGUAUUGAUAUGUUGACUUCGGUCUCUAAAAGUGCUCUUUAUUAAAUAACAAAUUUCUUCCGUGGGCUAGAGCCAUAUCUGAAAUAUUGCUAAGCAAUUUCAGUUUAUCCAGGCACAAUGUGAUUUUAAAAAAUGCUUCCGUCUCCAUGUAUUUUAGAUGUAGCUUGUUUUUGUGACGUAUGAAGGAAAUGUUAUGUUUAAUUCUUUCCUAUCUAGGAUUGCCUCUAACACAGCUUUGCCUUUUAAAGCAAUAAUUAUGGAUUUAAAAAGCAACUCGUAGCCCUUUGUCACUCACAUUGCCCUUUAUCAGCAUGAAAUGCUGGAGUGAUGUGGUUUCCUAAUUUCAUUUGGGUCAUUAUGAUUCUUGUCAUAUAAAAACACAAGCACAACUGAAUCACUGACUGCAGAGAAAUGUUCUGUGGUUUCGUAGUUAAGCAAAACUCUAAAUUACCAGGCUUCAUAGUGAAGACAUAGUUUAGAGCCAUGCAUAUGGAUAAAGGAUCCAUCGUGAUAAACAGAGGACAGGAAAGCAAAAUUGCACCAGGGAUUCUUAACCAGUUGGCCUUACCAAGCAGUACAUCAGGGGAACCAAAUCUGCCUUAUCUGAGUCCCCACCAGGUAGAACUUCCCACAUGAUUUGCAUUGGAAGGAGCAGAAUGGAACCACUGUCCUAUGGGAGGAGUUAUCUCAAUAGCGACCCAUCCUGCACAGGUAUUGAUCUGAGAGCACACACAGCCCAACUGGCACCCACAUACAGCCUUUGACAUUGGCAUUCCUCGUGAUGGAGGAUCCAGGGAGGGCUAGGCAGUGGGGCGUUUGGCGCUUACUACUGUGUAUGAAUUUGAACAAGAGCCCUCCUGUAGGAUGCACUUUGUCCACUCCAGAGCCCAUAUGUCACAUUCCCAGGUGUGAAUCCUUAAUCCAAGCUAGGAUCACUUGAUGACAACACCAGACGAAUCCCUGCCCGCUCUCAAAGGUCAAGUCCACUGGUGCUCGUGCUGUCUUCCUGAGCAGGGCUGGCAGAGGUUUCCUCCACUGCAUGGGUUCUUCAGCCAUUCUGAAACCCACCUCAUCUUCACAGGCUGCCAGGCCAUGCAGGACAGUGUGUGGGGCAGCCAAACCUAUGCUUUCUACUAGAAAGUUUCCCUUGGAAUUCAUCCUGACGCCUGCCAAUAAAAAUGGAGGAGAAAGAGAACAAAACAAAACAAAACAAAACAAAACAAAACAAAACACUUUGCCUUCUAAAGGAUGUAUACCAAGUAUGCUUAGAUAAAUAAGCCACUUUUCUAUUGCUUAAGAUGGAAGUAGUAAUUGAUACUAUUUAUUAUUUGUGUGUGGUAGCUUGAAGCACGCCACUGUCCAUUUAUUUUUAAGUGUGAAAUAUGUGUGUUUGUCUCAGCAGCACUUAAAAAUACCAGUGUCUGGUUAUACAUUUCCAGUUUAAUUAAUUGACAUAAAAAUGUUACCACCAGUGCCAGCUGCACCCUAUUUAAUGAAAAAGGUACUCUAAUUGUGCAUUCUUUUUUAAUAUUAAAGGACUUUUUAAAGUUUACAGUACACAUAAUGAGUACACAUAGGGAUGCUCUAGUGUUGAAAUGUUAUUAGAGUGGCUGCAGGCAGCAACCCAGAAACACUUUAAAAAGUUUUUUUUCCUUCAGAAAAAUUCAAGCACUUCUUUGCUACACUCUCACUUACCACUCCAAUGGGUAAUUGACAUUUCUUCAACAAAUUCUGUUCUUUGGCCCAGGGGUUAAAACUAUCUUUUCAUUGAACCCUUUGUUUGUACUGGGUGUCGUGUAUAAGAUUUGUGAUUUCAAAACCAAACUAAAAUUUCACUUGUAUCAUGAACCAUGUACUAGUCAACACUGUCUUUCUUUGGGGUUAUAGUGUGGUUUCUUAUGUAGUGCAAACAUUGCUGGAAUUCACAGCGUGACCAGUGCAUUUUUUGAAAAAGUCCAUUUCGGUUGCUCACAAAUUUUAACCUAUGUCAGAGUUCCCAGAGCAGGUGCCACAACUUUAGCUAUAGAUUAGUAGAGAGACUUCAUUCAGUCCUGAGAGACUCAACAUUUGAGCUGUUUGCUUUUUAGAUUGUCAUGCCUCAUCCACCUUCAGGACUUUAAAAAUGAGCAGAAAAAUCCACACAGUUAGCGAGCCUCCAUUGUAAAUUGAGAAGGGAGGAGAUGUGUACUGGCCUCCAAGGUCCCCUCUAUGCUGAGGAAAGGGACUGACCCAGGAUCUGGGCUAAAGAUGCUGAAAUACAAAGUAUUAGCAGAAGAGAUCAUUACAUCCAUGGUACUGAAGGAACAAAAAAUAAUACACAGAAUAAAUGAUGACUCUUCCAAACCUUGAAUUUGUUGUUCUUAAAAAGAUAAUACAUUUAAAAAUUAUUUCUAUGUGAGAAUUUCUUAGGUGUUUGUUUACUUCAUGUUUACAAAUAACUGUUUGCUUUUUAAUGCAGUACUUUGAAAUAUAUCAGCCAAAACAUAACUUACAGUAAUUUCUUAGGUAUUCUGAAUAAAAUUCCAUUUUUUGGAUAUGCUUUACCAUUUUUAGAUUUCUGUGGAACAAAAAUAUUUGUAGCAUUUUGUGUAAAUACAAGCUUUCGUUUUUAUUUUUUUUCCAGUUGCUAUUGCCCAAGAUUUGCUUUCCAUGCACAUAUUGUACAAAUUCUGCUUUGUGCCACAGGACAUGAUUGUGGAUGAGUUUACCCUUAACUUCAAAGGGACCAUUUGUAUUGUAUGUUGCAACUGUAAAUUGAAUUAUUUGGCAUUUUUCUCAUGAUUGUAAUAUUAAUUUGAAGUUUGAAUUUAAUUUUCAAUAAAAUGGCUUUUUUGGUUUUGU
Ochotona curzoniae (black-lipped pika) is the source of this 5778-nucleotide messenger RNA. RefSeq names its product RUNX family transcription factor 2 (gene RUNX2). Gene Ontology annotation, molecular function: ATP binding; DNA-binding transcription factor activity, RNA polymerase II-specific; RNA polymerase II cis-regulatory region sequence-specific DNA binding. The record is from RefSeq and is a predicted model, not a curated record. Lineage: Eukaryota; Metazoa; Chordata; Mammalia; Lagomorpha; Ochotonidae. Bases 87 to 1976 code for a protein of 629 amino acids. Gene Ontology annotation, biological process: hemopoiesis; regulation of transcription by RNA polymerase II; neuron differentiation. Gene Ontology annotation, cellular component: nucleus. The transcript is spliced from 8 exons.